UCUGUGGGAGUUAAACAAUCAGAACAACAAACCGCUAAUUUUAGAGGGCAGUGAAAAACCAAAAUUAAUAAACUUUCAAUUUCAUUUCAUUUCAUUUUCAAAUUUAAUGUAAAAAUUUAUCAUCUGAUUACUACAUCAUUCUGGGCAAUUUUCUACAACAGACAUGGAGAAAUCGCAGGAGGAAACGAAGGAAACUGCCACAGCAGUGAGCAAUGAUGCUUACUUUGAGACAAUUCAGAGCAGAAAAAAGCUUUCCGCUUCAUUACAAGAGACGUUGACAGCUGCAUUUGCAACCAUUCCUGUUUCAUCUUUCCCACAAGUCCCUGGUGGAAAAGUUAUUGAAAUUCUAGCAGAGACAUCAGUUUCAGAUGCUGUGAAGGUUCUUUCUGAAUGCAACAUACUCUCGGCUCCAGUAACAAACCCUGAAAAAGCCUACAGCAAUGAUUGGAGGGAGAGGUACCUUGGGAUUAUUGACUACUCGGCAAUCAUAUUGUGGGUUCUAGAAGGUGCUGAGCUUGCUGCUGUAGCUUUAUCUGCCAGCUCAGCAACUGCUGCUGGAAUAGGGGCGGGUGCUGUGGGGGCCAUUGGAGCAAUGGCACUUGGAGCCACAGGCCCAGGAGCGGUUGCUGGGUUAGCUGUUGCCACAGCUGGGGCAGCAGUUGCUGGAGGUUUGGUGGUGGAGAAAGGGGUGGCAAAGGAUGCUCCAACAGCUGCUAGUCAGUUAGGUGAUGAUUUCUACAGAGUCAUUCUGCAAGAAGAACCCUUCAAGUCAACCAAAGUCAAAGAAAUUGUCAAAUCAUUCCGAUCCACACCUUUCCUUCCAGUUUCAACAGAAAGCAAUAUGUUGACAGUCUUAUUGCUCCUAUCCAAGUAUAGGAUGAGAAAUGUACCGGUAAUAGAACCCGGGAAGGCAAUCAUGAAAAAUUUUAUUACUCAAUCUGCUGUUGUGAGGGGCCUUGAGGGGUGUCGUGGACGAGAUUGGUUUGAUGCCAUUGCUGCACAUCCCAUCUCUGAUUUGGGCCUUCCUUUUAUGUCCAGUGAUCAGGUUGUAAGCAUUAACAGCAGUGAGCUAAUUUUGGAGGCAUUUAAGCGGAUGAAGGACAACCACAUUGGUGGCCUUCCAGUUGUGGAAGGACCCAAGAAGAAGAUUAUCGGCAAUCUGAGCAUGAGAGAUAUUAGAUAUUUGCUACUCAAACCUGAUCUGUUUUCCAACUUCAGGCAUCUUACAGUAAGUGACUUCAUGAAGACAGUUGCCUCGACGAGCCACGAGGCGGGGAAAGUUAUGCCUCCAAUAACGUGCAAGACCAACUCCACCCUCGGCGAUGUUGUCCAUAGCUUGGCUUCUAAGUUAGUUCACAGAAUUUACGUGGUAGAUGGGGAGGAAGAUGAAGUUAUUGGUGUGAUAACUCUAAGAGAUGUUAUCUCUUGUUUCAUCUAUGAACCUCCAAAUUACUUUGAUGAUUACUUAGGAUUUUCUGCGGAGGAGUUGCUCAAGAGGUGAAAAUGUCUAAUUUUAAGACAGAAUAAAUAUAUGUAAGAAAGGGUGUUGUGCCAUCUUAAUGUUUAUGGCAUACAAGAAUCUGAAUUGCAAUUGUUCCUUGAUUCACACUUAAAGAUCAUAGUAGUUUUAUUUAAGAAUUAAGAGAGACCAGAAAGAUUAGGUGCAUACUCGCUCUCCAACUCUCGCUUUUAAUUCUUUGCUUAAGAUUUAUAGAAGAAAUUUUGUGAAGUA
This is a messenger RNA of Beta vulgaris subsp. vulgaris (sugar beet), 1732 nucleotides long. Its product is annotated as SNF1-related protein kinase regulatory subunit gamma-1-like. Lineage: Eukaryota; Viridiplantae; Streptophyta; Magnoliopsida; Caryophyllales; Amaranthaceae. Bases 164 to 1501 code for a protein of 445 amino acids. The transcript has 6 exons. The record is from RefSeq and is a predicted model, not a curated record.